Molecule: messenger RNA, 1284 nt
Organism: Drosophila grimshawi
Lineage: Eukaryota; Metazoa; Arthropoda; Insecta; Diptera; Drosophilidae
Gene: Arp1
Product: actin-related protein 1
Exons: 6
Coding region: 93-1223 (376 amino acids)
Source: RefSeq, a predicted model, not a curated record
GGUAUUCCACGCAAUAAACGACGCGGUCACACUGCACACGACACCGCGAUUUAAUAAGAAAAAUUAGCAAAACUUUUUUAUAAACGCACAAUAUGGAGCCUUAUGAUGUCGUCGUCAAUCAGCCUGUGGUCAUUGAUAACGGCUCCGGUGUGAUCAAAGCCGGCUUUGCUGGCGAGCACAUUCCAAAGUGCAGGUUUCCCAAUUACAUUGGCAGACCAAAGCAUGUGCGGGUAAUGGCUGGCGCCUUGGAGGGCGACAUAUUUGUCGGUCCCAAGGCGGAGGAGCAUCGUGGCCUGCUAAGCAUACGUUAUCCCAUGGAGCACGGCAUAGUGACGGACUGGAAUGAUAUGGAGCGCAUUUGGAGCUAUAUAUAUAGUAAAGAACAAUUGGCCACCUUUACGGAAGAUCAUCCUGUUCUGUUGACAGAGGCGCCAUUGAAUCCGCGUCGUAAUCGCGAAAAGGCAGCCGAAUUCUUCUUUGAGGGCAUCAAUGCACCAGCGCUCUUUGUAUCCAUGCAGGCGGUCCUCAGUCUUUACGCUACUGGUCGUGUAACCGGUGUUGUGCUUGAUUCAGGCGACGGUGUGACGCAUGCUGUGCCCAUUUAUGAGGGCUUUGCCAUGCCACACAGUAUUAUGCGUGUGGACAUCGCUGGACGGGACGUGACGCGCUACCUGAAAACACUCAUACGACGGGAGGGCUUCAAUUUCCGUUCGACUGCCGAGUUCGAGAUUGUGCGUUCGAUCAAGGAGAAGGUGUGCUACUUGGCAACCAAUCCGCAAAAGGAGGAGGCUGUGGAGACUGAGAAGUUUGCCUACAAAUUACCCGAUGGCAAGACAUUUGAGAUUGGACAGGCUCGCUUCCGUGCACCAGAGGUGCUCUUCCGUCCCGAUCUGUUGGGCGAGGAGUGCGAGGGAAUACACGAUGUACUCAUGUAUUCCAUUGAGAAGUCGGAUAUGGAUCUCAGGAAAAUGCUCUAUCAGAACAUUGUGCUAUCGGGUGGCUCAACGCUUUUCAAAGGUUUCGGCGAUCGCCUGCUGUCCGAGCUGAGAAAACACUCGGCAAAGGAUCUGAAAAUCAGGAUUGCUGCGCCACAGGAACGUCUAUAUUCCACAUGGAUGGGUGGCUCGAUUCUGGCAUCGCUCGACACAUUCAAGAAGAUGUGGGUAUCGAAGCGGGAGUUCGAGGAGGAGGGUUUGCGUGCCGUGCACCGAAAGACUUUUUAGUUGGUUUAUUUAAUUAAACGCGUAUGUGUAAAAGGCUUAUUAAAUUCUGUAUCAAAUGAAA